Haemonchus placei is the source of this 840-nucleotide messenger RNA. The record is from the annotation of a GenBank genome assembly. NCBI's taxonomy places the organism in Eukaryota, Metazoa, Nematoda, Chromadorea, Rhabditida, Trichostrongylidae.
AUGAAAGCACGUCAACAAGAAAAUGAACUCAAGGAUCGUCUAUCAAACAUUGCUGACACAUUAACAAAGAUCGAUCCACAGAAUAUGGAUUCUGCAAAGCAGCAAAUAACAUCAAUUGAUGCUGAAUUGCAGAAAUUGAGCGGUGUCGCGGAUGGAUGUCAUCAAUUUGCCACCAGCUUACCAACAGUCGUAACUCAUGAUGAUCUCGAUAAAACACUUCCCGAACAGGUACAGAAGUUGCAGAAGGAAUGUGAUGAGAAGAAAAAGGAUAUCGAACAGAUUGCGCAAUUGAAUGAAGUUGCACCUGAAAUUCUUCUUAUCUCUGAGAGUCUGCAAAAACAACCAGAAGAGAUCCCGCACAAUCUCACUGAUCAGCAGUCAGUGCUUGAAGAGCUCGAGACAAAGAAGCAACGUCUCGAAAAUCUAAUGCAAACGAUCCCCGCUGGCGAGGCAACGGAAGAACUACGGCAGAGAAGUGCUUGGGAUUUGUCGAAAUUGAAAGAUCUUUUGAAAAGGCUUGGUGAUUCAGUUGGAGAUAAGCUAGCCGCAUUGACUGCAUUCAAUGUUGCACGCAAAGAUGCUGAAGAUCAAUUGUUGCUGAUUACUAGUCCAGAGACCGAAGACAGAACACCUGAAGAUCUCAAAAAGGACGAAGAUUCACUUCAAAGGCUUCAGCAAAGUAUUUCUCAACUUGACAGUAAUGAACUCGAUGAUGAACAACGCGACGAACAUGCACAACUACUUGAUCGUAUCAAUAAGACGCUAGCCAUCAUAAAGGUACAUUAUAUGGUUGAUAAUUCAGGUUACCAAUUCAAUUAUUUCAUGACUAAAGUUUCCUAA